GGAGGAACCAGCAUCACGCCGGAGACGGGAGCAGAUCUUACUCAGCAGCGGUUAUCAGAUGAAUGGAACCACACAGCACGGUGUAAAUGUGCGGAUGACAGCGUCUGUGUAGCUCAGCCUGAGGAGGAAUAGAAGUGAUCAAUAAGGCAGACGGACACUGACUGUGUCCUGCUCACUGUAUCUGAAUCCUGCUCCCUGAUUUUUCCCCCCACUGCGCUACUUCACUGAACAAAUCCUUCUGAAGAUGGAGUUUGGGGAGAGGAAGAGGAGAAGGAAGUCUCGGAGCUUCAAACUGGUCACGGAUGAAGAUGAUGACCCGUCAUGUGUGAUGAAUCCCAGCUAUACGGAUCCCAAUGUGGAGCCUAAGGUUGCUGCUGUGCCUGAAGUAGUUUGGCUGGGGGAUGAGGGCCUGGAGAUCAAGAGGCAAAUCACAGGAAUGAUGCGGCUCCUGAGUGAUAAGAGCAGCAGGGCCUAUCACCGUAUGGGAGCAGAGCAGGACAGCUCAGCGAAGGAGCCCCCGGAGGCAGGCUGUCGGGCCUGGCUACAUCCGCCUGCAUCUUUGCCUCUUGUAUCAGACGACCACCAGAGCAACAGCUGGAGCUCUGCAGCGGACAUGGGGCCUGCAACGACUUCAACCAUAUCUACUUCAAUCCCCAACGGUCCAGGCUGUGCCCAGUACAGCACCCGCUCCAAGGCCCUGAGGAUCCUCAACCACACAAAGGAUGUCAUCAAAGUGAAUGAGGAUAACGAUGUGGUACCACCUGCUGUGUCAGAGGCCCCCUGCUGCAUGUGUAACUGUAAGGGAACCUUGCAGGCCAUUCUGCAGGAGCUGCGUGCCAUGAGGAGGCUGAUGCAGGCACAAAAAGCGUCGCUGGAAAGGCAGGAACAGACAGCAUCACCAUGCCAACCUCGUCUCGGUCCAGGACCCGCUCCUCGUCGUAGGCCGCGCAAGAGGAGGCCGAUCUAUAAAGUGGCACCGCUGAGUGUGUCUAGUACAAGGAGAGCUGCUCUUAGCCCUCUGGAGGCCUCGCCACUUAUAGCUGCACCUGCAGAAUCUGGAAAGAGGCAGGAAUCAGAGAACCAGCAGGACUCAUCCGCAGCCAACAGACAUCCAGUCUCCUCUGAGGUCUCUGUGCUGCCACCUCAGAACAAUCCAGUGGCUUUUAACAACUCACAGAGUCCUCUCCUGAACCAGUUCAGGGAACCUCAGUCAUUAGAGUCUGAGGUGCGUCUUGCCAAGGAUUACGAUGUGUUUAUCUCAAAGGCUCAGCUGGACUCCAUCCUCGUCAACUACACACGCUCUGGGAGCCUGCUGUUUCGGAAACUGGUGUGUGCCUUCUUUGAUGAUACUACCCUGGCCAACUCCCUGCCAAAUGGUAAAAGAAAGAGAGGACUCAAUGACAAUCGUAAGGGCUUGGACCACAACAUUGUAGGUGCCAUUAAAGUCUUUACAGAGAAAUACUGCACCGAACACCGAAUAGAGAAGUUGCCCGGGCCUCGGGACUGGGUUCAGAUCCUUCAAGAUCAGAUCAAACUCGCCAGGAGGAGGCUGAAAAGAGAUGCUGCAGAGGCAGAAGAAGUCUUAAAUGGACCUUCUACAAGCUAUGACUACAGCAAACCUGCAAGUGUGAAGGGGACAGUGGUGAACAUGACAGGUUGAUGUGAGGGCUGCAGAAGAUUUCCUGAUUGUCAUCAUUACUUCUCUAACUUGAUUCAUUCAUCCUAUUCUGAUAUUUCUUUUGCAGUUGUUAACUGCUGUGUUUUGGAUGUAGAGGGGAAAACAGGACCAAGUGUAGAGGAAGUCCCUCCCUCUCACACACACACACACACUUGUGGUCCUUCAGACUUUUUAUUUGACAUGUAGUAAACCACUUGGAUCUGGGAUUCUAAACCAGCAGAUGAUACAGUGGUAGAAGAAAUGUCAGGUUAUUGUCAUGUUCAGAAGUAACUUACUGUUUACAUUAUGGGCGACAGCUAUAAAAGCCCACUCGCCUGGAUAUCAUACGAUAUUUAGGCUACUAAGAGUCAAAAGCCUGAAAUGGGACAAAGUACUGCAACAGUACAGCAUUCAUAUAUUUUGCACAAAUUACGUUUUAUGGGAUGUUGCCCAUUGUGGAUUAUGCCUUUAAAGUGACAUGUACUUCAAUGGGUGUAAUGUGCAGUGCAGCGUCAGCCUUAAUUUCAAACAUUACAUUGAAAAGUAAAUAUUUGAUGUGAGCUGAAAAUAAAAAAAUACGUAACUCUAUACAAUAAUGUUUCUUUUGACUUGUUGUUGUCAAUCUUGUGAUGGAAAUACUGUAUUUUCCCCCUUGCAAAUGAAAAUGCAGUGCACAUUAAAUUUAAUGGUUGUUUCCAUCAAUAAAUAUUGUUUCUUCACAA
Messenger RNA from Hippoglossus stenolepis (Pacific halibut), 2379 nucleotides. It is a transcript of the gene bend7, whose product is annotated as BEN domain containing 7. The record is from RefSeq and is a predicted model, not a curated record. Bases 245 to 1660 code for a protein of 471 amino acids. The transcript has 10 exons. Gene Ontology annotation, molecular function: DNA binding. NCBI's taxonomy places the organism in Eukaryota, Metazoa, Chordata, Actinopteri, Pleuronectiformes, Pleuronectidae.